Sclerotinia trifoliorum is the source of this 1822-nucleotide messenger RNA. The record is from the annotation of a GenBank genome assembly. NCBI's taxonomy places the organism in Eukaryota, Fungi, Ascomycota, Leotiomycetes, Helotiales, Sclerotiniaceae.
AAUACCAUAAAAGCAAUGCUUUUAUACGGAGGUAUAUGGGCUCAAUAGUGUUAGGGCCAAAUUUCUGCUAUCAACCGGGAGAUUCUGCCCAUAGAAAUAAUCUUUGCAAUGUAGGGUGGUUUGUAACUAUUUUAUCACAUACCUCCGUUUUCCAUAUCCUCAACUUAAUCCUGCCACCAACCUUCUUGGUCGGAAGAGCACAAAGAGCUAGGGGAAAAGACUCACAGACUCAUGGCUACGCCCAAGUAUGCGUUACAGGAUGUGUCGGGAAAAGGGAAAGGACUUGUUGCGACUCAAGAAAUCCCCAAGGGUACUCGGAUUCUUGAAGAAAGGCCAAUCAUGACAAGGCCUAAACGAGCACAUGAAGGGUUCUCCCUUCGAAAUAAAUUUAAUGCCCUCAAUGAAGCCCAACGGCAGGCCUUCCUGUCUCUUUCCAACGUACAUCCUUUCAAGGAUGCCAAUGAGCAAUACUUGGGAAUCUUCAAAACAAGUGGUCUUCCCAUGGAAAGCGAUGAUGAAGGCGGAUUAUUCAUUGAAUAUCUCGAAUCAAUCACGCCUGUGAUCAUAACGCCUGUCACAGCUGGAACACGAAAAUGAAACGGAUGACUGUCCACGCUUUGAGGAACAUUCAAAAGGCGAGGAGAUCACAAUAAACUAUCUUGGAUCUCGCCCCUGGGCUCAUGAAGUUCGACUCAGAAUCCUCAAGGAAAAUUUUAAGUUUUUGUGUUCAUGCGAUCUUUGUUGUUUACCGCCGGAACAAUCCGGACAAAGUAACAGAGAAUUGAUGGAUAUUUAUCGAGGAAUGGCUCUUGUUCCCCGCGUCUCCACAAGAUAUCCAUUGCAGGCCGUCGAGCAACCAUCCAUCCAUGGGCGAUUUUUAUGGAUUAUCUUCUCAAGAGUGGGCGACCGCAGUCGAUGAUGUUCCAUGGGGACUGAAAUCUUAUGAAUUUGAAGAUUGGGUUUGGAGAAGAGAGGGGCUGCAGGAUUCACGAUUGUUUUCACAUCGCCCAAACAUCUUUUUGUGCUAUUCAAUUUUCCCUGCAUUUGACGAUCUUCCACACAAGAGAGAGAAGAAUUCAAAUUUAUACGAGGACGUUGGUACUUCUACUUGCCGGCCACAGCGCCACUGGUGCUUCUUGGGUGAGAUUGUGGAGUUUAAGAGGAGGGGCUCCAUCAAAAUUCUAAUCGAAGACAUUGAUGGUACGAAGGUCGAACUCAUACUGAAUACCGAUGCACGAGCCAAAAGCCCUGCACUUACUCAGCUUCGAAAAGGGCAUACGGUCGCAGUUCUUUACGCACAACGUUGCGGCGAUGAUUGUAAGCCAGAGAUCAGCCUGCAGAACGCCGCAUUACUUCAGGUAUGAUGGCCAAGCAGUCUCUGUAAAUACUCAUGGCUUGGUAAUGUCUUGCUAAUUCGAUAUAGAUCUUCCCAAUCUCGCUGCACAACCUAAUCGCAUUAGAGGAUGUGGCCCAAGAGUUCUCUACUAAAAGAGAGACUGCUAAUACCAGAAUAUGCCACGCGGGUGGGAAGAAAUCAGCAUCCAUGGCAAAAUGCGGCCGAUGUUCGUUUUUCUGGUAUUGCAAUCAGGUUCGUCUACAGAAGUGCUAUUUGCCAUCAUGUAAGAUAUUUUAAAUGUGAAUAGGUACUAACUACUAUGUGCACAACAAACAGAGCUGUCAGAAAGCUGGUUGGAAUAAGAAAGGGCAUAAAAAUGAUUGUAAAUUCCUUAGCGAGCCUAAUCUGAGAGGGAUGUUUGUUAUGAAAUGGGAUGAGUUUAAUGGUGUUGUUCAAGUUCCUUUGGCGGUGGAUGGAAUUAGGUGA